This is a messenger RNA of Mugil cephalus (flathead mullet), 3319 nucleotides long. RefSeq names its product protein phosphatase 1 regulatory subunit 3D-like. The coding region runs from base 980 to 1876 and encodes 298 amino acids. Gene Ontology annotation, biological process: regulation of glycogen biosynthetic process. The record is from RefSeq and is a predicted model, not a curated record. Gene Ontology annotation, cellular component: protein phosphatase type 1 complex. NCBI's taxonomy places the organism in Eukaryota, Metazoa, Chordata, Actinopteri, Mugiliformes, Mugilidae. Gene Ontology annotation, molecular function: glycogen binding; protein phosphatase 1 binding. The transcript has 2 exons.
GUGCACAGUAACAUAAUCACAAUAACAAGUAACUGUUUAAUCCUGAAUUUCUUUCACAUUGUGAACACACUGUGUUUUAGUGCUGAAUGAGCAACAUCCCUUUGUAAUCCAUGUUAUAAACAUUAGCCUAACUUACCUUUAUGAAAAGAAAUCGUGUUAAAAACAUGAGCUAAAUAAACAAGACGUGACACUUGAAAAAUGCUGGAUUCUGUCCCUGAUAGAAAGUGAUCGCUACAUGAGAAAUCUGUUUCUUGAGGGAUCUCACUGCUCUGUUUUCAUUUUUUAUUGCAGGAUCUUUAGGAAUCCUAUAAAACUAUUUCCACUUUGCUUGUUCCCAACUAUUUCGGCUUCCUGGGGCACAACAACCCGAGGUUAAUUAGUUGCGAUUAGAGAAAUGCACUUUCCUGCAGGGUGAUGUCUAUUCUGAAAUAGACAACAUUCAAACGUCACCACAACGUGGCAGACACCGUCAACAAAUUCCAAUUCUGCAUUUCACAGAUGUAGCUGGACCUGUGACCCAGUGCGAACUUCGCCUCUUUCGACCUUGUUGGCACAGUUGCCUAUUCAUGUCAGUGACUGUGGAGAAGCAAUAAAGUCAUCUUCAGAGAACAGAGACUCGGCCCUCCCGUACCUCCUGCUAUAAAUAUUCACUCGACACCUCCCCGUCCCCACUUAGGGUCUCGUAUUAGAUGUCAGGGGCUGGGCUCAAAGGGUGGGAGCCAUAGAUUACAUUGAGGUGUCAGUCGGGGUCACUGACGGUUUCGUGGACGGCAUCUGUUGAAGCUUCUUACUGGCUCGCUGACUACGUGCACAAGUUAUCCUUAAUUCGAGAUGUUGUGCCUGGCUUCGUGCAGAUUCCUACUGGCAGUUGCUGGCAGAGGUUCCUUGCUCUUGUGUGCCGUGUAGCUGCAGCUGGGCUCACAGAAACUUCUAGACGGCAAACAAGGUCAAGUUCAAGAGAGCAACAACGACAGCAGGUAUGUUUAAUGUGACGAAUAUGGCUGGGCUCGCUAAGGAGAAGAGUGGAACCAAUGGUCAGUUCAUGGGCGGCUCCAACAGGGCACCCACCAUCAUCCGUCUUCGGGACAUUUACGAUCCCAAGCCUCAGCCUCCGAAAGCUCCUGUUCGGAUCAGGCCUCCAAGUCCCAGAGUUCCCUCGGUAAAGGAGCCCGAUAAAAAGCCUACCUUUCGCAGCGAUCCUCCAACCAAGACAGUCAUGAGGAGACGAGCUCAGUCUCUUCCUUCUCCUGCAGAGAAGAGGAAGACAUUUAGGAGCUUGCAGGUUCGCUUUGUGGACUCACUGGGUCUUGAGUUGGAGCAGGUAAAGGUCUUCAAAGUCCAAGAGCACCCCCUAAUACCUCAACAUGUGACGUUCAGGUUAAUGAUGAGCUCUGAACUGGCCUUCGGGAAGUCGCGGGAACUGUCCCUGCCUUACUUCAAGCCCUGCUUCCCUGAAAAUAUGAGAUCUCAGCCGGACUUCCAGAAACGUCUGCAGACCCAGAGCGUGUGUCUGGAGCAGGUCCUGUGUUUGGAGCAGGGGAUAACAGGAAGCAUACGAGUACUGAAUUUAGCUUAUGAGAAACAGGUGAGAGUGCACUACUCUUUCACCAACUGGAGAACACACGCAGACACAACGGCAUCCUGGGUAUCGAGUGGGGAACCAAACGUUCCAGAAACAGAUAUCUUCAGAUUUCUUCUGCCUGUCCCACCUUUCAUCUUGCAGCCGGGAGCCAUGUUGGAAUUUGCCAUCUGUUACCAUGUGAAAGGAUCUGAUUACUGGGACAACAACAAUGGCCAUAAUUACAAACUGUCAUGCCAUAGCUACAAAGUGACAGUGCCAAGGGAGUGUGAGGACAGCAUGCUGCAUUUCACCUGAGUGGCCACUUGGGUGAGCUGUAACACUUGCACACUUGAGAUACUGUAGACAGAAAACAUUAAGAAGGCUGAACAGCAACCCUUAACAAGCUGGAAUAACGUAACGUAUUAUAAUUUCCUGCUUAGUGCAUUUUAAGAUACGCCACUUUAUUAAAGUAUUUGCACAUCACACCACUGUAUGUCUUUACUACACCACAUUUCCAGAAGCACUCCACUACACCUGACCUGUAGCUACAGGGAAUGAUCUUAUUCAAAUGUUACAUUUAUAUAUGUGAUGAGCUAAUAAAAGAUAAAUGUACACCCAUGGAAUAAUGCUUUUAUAGAUAACAACAUAGUUUGAAUAUUCAAAUAUUCAAUAUUCAUAUUUGCUAAUAUGAUAUUUCUCUUCUAAGUAGCGUUUACUUGGACUUGUAAUGAAGUGUCAACCAGGUAUGUGUAUGUUUUGGUCAUUGGAUUUCUCGGAAGAAAAGGAUGUUUAAAAAGUAAUUAAAAUUUUGAAAAAUUUAAAUUCAAAACAUUUUUCUUUAUCAGGAUCGAGACUGGAUAAACAAAACUUUAAAAGACAGUCGAUUUUCAUGUACUGCUUCUAAAAACCAGAAAUAAAAUCGUUAGAAGACAGAAACAAAAAAAGGCGCCCGUUUUUUUGUUUUUUUUUUGUGCGGCCGGAAGUUGUCGUUUUCAAAGUAAGAGCACGUAUGAGAAGCUGAUGGACAUGGAUCGGUACGUUGAUCGGUACGAGUCAGUGAAGAGGAGAUAGUUGCAGAAAAACUAAGCCGCUUAUUUCAGCUAAUAAAUAACUACAUAUAAUCAGGGGAUAGUUAACUGCUGGCUAACAAUACUCGGAUAUGCAUGCAGAGAUUUCUGCAGAUAACAAGCCUUGUUUUUGUUUUCAAAAAUCACGUCAGAGUAAGGUCCCAAAGACAUUUUAUUCUGGGCGAGGGAAACCACAUAGAAGUCAUAUUUGGACGCUCUUGACUAAAACACAGCUCAUACAUGCUCUUACUUUGAAAACGACAACUUCCGGUUUCAAAAUGAAAAAAAACAGAAAAAUGGUGCUUUUUUUGUUUCUGUCUUCUGACGAUUUUAUUUUAUUUUAUUUUUAUAAACACAAAAUGAAAGUAGACCGUUUUUUUAAGUGUUGUUUUAUACAUUCUUGACCGUGAUAAAAAAAAUCCCUUGAAUUUCAAUUUGAAUGUUUGAAUUUUAGAAUUAAAUUCAAACAACCACUCAUUUUUGGUUUUAUAAUAUCUUUUCCUGAACAGAAAAUCCAAUGACCAAAACAUAAACAGACCCGGCAGCUGUAGAGCCUUCCUCUGUUUAUGACUGGUAGAUGCUCUAAUAAGAAAAAAGUAAAAUGUGACAUUUUAACUCUUUGGUAAUUGUAUUGAUGUAUGUAUGAUGGCCAGACAGAUUGUAAAGAAUGUAAUAUAAAGGUGUAAAAGCA